Molecule: messenger RNA, 1662 nt
Organism: Cheilinus undulatus (humphead wrasse)
Lineage: Eukaryota; Metazoa; Chordata; Actinopteri; Labriformes; Labridae
Gene: gtpbp10
Product: GTP-binding protein 10 (putative)
Exons: 10
Coding region: 84-1184 (366 amino acids)
Cellular component (GO): mitochondrion
Molecular function (GO): GTPase activity; GTP binding; magnesium ion binding
Source: RefSeq, a predicted model, not a curated record
CUUCCGGUACUUCAUCCAUGCACAUGGGAAACAGCUGCUAGCUUAGCAAAUAGUAUCGAAAGUGGCACUAAACACCGCCAAAGAUGGUCCGGUUGUGUAGUAUCUGCUUUCGAAAGUAUGGAAACUUUGUGGAUAACCUGCGUCUCUACGUCCGAGGAGGCAGUGGUGGAAUGGGUCUUCCUCGUCUUGGCGGACAGGGAGGGGACGGGGGAAAUGUUUGGGUGGUGGCUUCACAGAACAUGACACUGAAGAGGAUCAAGGACAAAUAUCCUCACAAAAGAUUCAUAGGUGGAACCGGAGCCAACAGCAGUGUGCGAGCACUGAAAGGACAGAAAGGGAAGGACGAGGAGAUCUGUGCGCCUGUCGGCAUCACAGUCACCACGGACGUUGGCAAAAUAAUCGGUGAACUGAAUGCUGAUGGUGAUCGUCUUUUGGUUGCCAAAGGAGGGAAUGGAGGCUCUUUUCACUCUGGGUUUGAGCCCAGUAAGGGUCAGGUCAAGCACAUACGGCUAGACCUCAAACUGAUUGCAGAUUUGGGCCUUGUUGGAUUCCCAAAUGCAGGAAAGUCCUCUCUCCUGACAGCAGUGUCUAACGCCACUCCUCAGAUUGCCAGCUAUGCUUUCACAACUUUGAAACCUGAGAUUGGAAAACUAAUGUACAAAGAUUACAAGCAGAUUUCUGUUGCUGAUCUCCCAGGUCUGAUUGAGGGAGCUCACAUAAACAAAGGCAUGGGCCACAAGUUCUUAAAACAUGUAGAGAGAACCAAGCAGCUGCUGUUUGUGGUUGAUGUUUCUGGUUUCCAGUUGGCAAGUAAAACACCAUUUAGGUCGGCCUUUGAAGCAGUUCAACUUCUCACUAAGGAGUUGGAGAUGUACAAAGAGGAGCUUGUAUCAAAGCCUGCUUUACUAGUGGUGAAUAAAAUGGACCUGCCUAAUGCUGAAGAGAAACUGGUUGAACUGAAGGAGCAACUACAAAACCCAGAUGAGUUUUCCAAUCGGUUGCCCGAUGACAUGAAACCAAAGAACUUUCUGAGUUUCCAACACGUAGUUCCUGUUUCAGCCCUCACUGGUUUGGGUAUUGAACAUUUAAAAAGUUGUAUAAGAGAAUCCAUUGAUGAAGGUGCGGAAACAGAAUCCAGAGCCAUCCAUCAAGAAAGACUGCAGGCCCUGAGGCACCGCUCAUAGGGGUGUAUGUGACCAACCUGUCAACUGGUCAUUAAAAAAAUGGCUGACUGAAAUGGCAGAUAAACAUUUUCACUGAUGAGGCACCUGUGAUGACCGACACUGUGUGGUAUCAGUGCCGACCUGUUGGUGGCAGUAAUACAGAGACAUAUUUUAUUGACCUGCAUGUUACAGCCUCAGCACCCAAAGUUAUGAGGCCUCACAUGGUCAGCCAAACUUCAGACAGCUGUUUCUUUGGUCAGUUUUUCUUCAAAACCUCUGCUUAAAGGAUCCAUCUCCUUAAUUCGUUGUAAAUUCAUUCAAAGACUUAACUGUUAUGUAACAGCAGGGGCAGCAUCAGCUUGAAAAGAAGAUGAAUAAAAUUACAAAGAAUGUACCUGGCACUCUUGGAAUGAAAGUGUAUUUUUUUUAACAACUUAUUAUUUUACGUUUUGAUUUUUGUGCUAGUGUGUUGAUUAAAUUAUCUAUUUUCAGUGAUGUA